Messenger RNA from Vanessa tameamea, 2453 nucleotides. RefSeq names its product carnitine O-acetyltransferase-like (gene CRAT). Lineage: Eukaryota; Metazoa; Arthropoda; Insecta; Lepidoptera; Nymphalidae. The coding region runs from base 355 to 2289 and encodes 644 amino acids. Gene Ontology annotation, cellular component: peroxisome. Gene Ontology annotation, biological process: carnitine metabolic process, CoA-linked. The record is from RefSeq and is a predicted model, not a curated record. Gene Ontology annotation, molecular function: carnitine O-acetyltransferase activity. The transcript is spliced from 13 exons.
AAUGUCAAAUGAUACGAGCGAUAUAUAUUAGUAAUACUUAGCAUUUCACAAAGAUACAGCUUGUGUCGACUGAGUAGCUGUGUUUUCCUUAAUUUAUGUAUUAUACAAUAGGUACAUGAAUCAAGAUUAGGUAAAAAGUUAGUGCUUGUAGAUUUUCAGUAUAAACGAACGAGCGUUUCAUACAGUUUACAUGUUUUAAAGUUGAUAAAACAACCGGUUUUGAGAAACUAGUAAGUGAAUGGCAAGCGAUAUUUUAUGUGUGAAUUACUUACCAGCUAACAGAUUCCUUUCACUUUCCUAUAUCGCAUGAGAUCGCUGUUUUGAUAACAUAUCUUUUUUAGUGAAGUUACUUUCAUGUCUAUCAAUAGCCAAGUUCAAAAGUCCAAUCUCGAGUACGAAGAAUUUAACAUGCUUCGUGGGUUGAGAUUAACAUCCUUGAAGAGUUGUCUUUUAGAACCAUAUGCCAGCUCUUUUCACAUAAAAUGCAAUUACACAUCAACUAAACCUUCAAGUAAGGUGCAAAAUUUGCCAAGGCUGCCAGUGCCAAAACUUGGAGAUACCCUGAAUAAAUAUCUGAAAUCAGUCCAACCCUUUUUGAAUGAUGCAGAAUUUAAUACAACUUGUAAUCUUGUCAAGGAAUUUGAAAGUGGUAUGGGGAAAAAAUUACAGAGUCUUUUAGAAAAGAGAGCUGAACAACAUCAAAACUGGCUUGAAGAUUGGUGGCUUAAUACAGCAUACUUAGAAUAUCGUGACCCUGUUGUAGUAUUUUCUAGUCCAGGCCUGGUUUUUCCUUUCCGUAAAUUUAACAACCAGCAAGACCAAUUAAAGUAUGCAGCUAAAACUUUAUUAGCUGCCUUAGAUUACAAGGCUUUAAUAGAUAAUGAUAAAAUUCCAGUUGAAAUGAUGGGAAAAAGUCCCCUGGAUAUGUCACAAUAUAAAAAGAUAUUUGGAACUUGCCGCAUACCAAUUGAAAAACGAGACAAAUUAUCAUUUAAUGAUUCUAAACAUGUAACUGUAAUACAUAAUAACCAUAUUUUCCGAGUCGAUCUUUGGGGCAGUGAUGGCAAAAGGUUAAAUGAAGAUCAAAUUUCUCAAAUUUUAAAGAAAGUAGUUGAUUUAUCAUCGACUCCAGCUAGUGAUACAAUUGGUGUUCUUACCUCCGAAAACAGAGAUAACUGGGCAAAGGCUUAUCAGCUGCUCAGUAAAGAUAAAGUGAACAGAGAGUCCCUCUUGGACGUCGAGACGAGCCUAGCGGUGUUGUGUCUGGACGCCGCGACAGGCGUGUGGCGCUUGGAGGGCGACCCACAACGCACGCUCGCCGCCGCUCAGACCAUACACGGCGGCGGCUCGCGCAGCAACGGCGCCAAUCGCUGGUUCGACAAAACUAUACAGUUCAUCGUCGGAGCAGACGGCAUCACAGGCCUCACUUACGAACAUUCCCCUGCUGAAGGACAACCGAUAGCUGUACUGACUGAUUUCAUUAUUAAGUACAUAGAGCAAGAUAAACCGGUUGAAUCUUCAUCUUCGAGUCCGAAGGAUCCUGUCCGACUCACAUUCAACGUUAACAAAGAAGUCGCCGAGAUGAUAUCAACAGCAAAAACUAACUUGGAUAAAUUAGUUGCAGACCUAGACUUAAAUUGCUUCAAGUUCGACAGAUACGGCAAGAACUUUAUCAAGUCGCACAAAAUGAGCCCUGACAGCUAUCUCCAGAUGGCAAUGCAAUAUGCUUUUUACAAGCUACACGGCACGCCGGGCGCUCACUACGAGUCGGCGGCGACGCGCAUGUACGCGGGCGGGCGCACGGAGACCAUCCGCUCGUGCUCGGUGCAGUCCGUGCAGUUCGCGCGCGCCAUGCUGGACGCGCGCGCCGCGCCGCGCGACAAGCUCGCCGCGCUGCACGGCGCCGUCAAGGCGCACAAGGACUACACCGUGCAGGCAUUACAAGGUUUAGGCGUCGAUAGACAUUUAUUGGGAUUGAAGUUGAUAGCGAUCGAAAAUGGUAUCGAAUUACCGAAAAUAUACUCCGACCCCGGAUACGUACGAAGCGCUCACAUGAGAAUUUCCACGAGUCAGGUGGCGUGCCGGUGCGACGGCUUCAUGUGCUACGGGCCGCUGGUGCCGGACGGGUACGCGACGUGCUACAACCCGCGCGACGACGACGUGAACUUCGCCACCGCGGCCUUCGCGGCGCACCCCGACACCGCCAGCGCGCCGUACCGCGCCGCGCUCGAGCACGCGCUCACGGACAUGCACGACGUGCUGCUGCGCGCCACGCAGUCCAAGCUCUGAGCGCACUGCCGUGGUGACGGGCUGGCUUGCAUUGUCAUUAUCUACUUUAAUGAUAUAAGACAUUCAUAAAUGAUUUUUGAUAACUAUAUCUAAGACUAAGAGUUACAUUGUAAAUAUGUAAUAUAUUCAAAAUAUUUACGGUUUGGUAAAAAAUAUUUUCUAUA